GCCAUGGCUUCUCAAGUGCGCCAGAACUUCCAUGCUGAAUGUGAGGCUGCUUUGAACCGACUGGUGAAUUUAGAGCUGUGUGCUAGCUAUGUGUACUUGUCCAUGUGUUCCCACUUUGACCGUGAUGAUGUUGCCCUGCCCCAUGUGGCCAAGUUCUUGAAGGAGCAGUCCAAGGAGAAGAGGGAGCAUGCUGAGAAGUUCCUGAGAUACCAGAACAAGCGAGGGGGGCGUAUUGUGCUGCAGGAUGUCAAGAAGCCAGAGCAGGAUGAAUGGGGCAACAGCCUGGAGGCUCUGCAGAGGGCCCUGCAGCUGGAGAAGAAGGUGAACCAGGCCCUGCUGGACCUGCACAAGCUAGCGACAGAGAAGGGAGACCCUCAGCUGUGUGACUUCCUAGAGUCAGAAUACCUGGAAGAGCAAGUGAAGGCCAUCAAAAAGCUAGGAGACCACCUCACCAACCUGAAACGCCUGGGGGUGCCCCAGGAUGGCACAGGGGAGUACCUGUUUGACAGGCUCACCUUGGGGGAGAGCAGCUGAAUGUCCCCAUCACUGAAAGUGUGUGCAAUUUACAUUGGGAGCAGAAAAAUAAAAUAAAACUUGUCA
Molecule: messenger RNA, 600 nt
Organism: Elgaria multicarinata webbii
Lineage: Eukaryota; Metazoa; Chordata; Lepidosauria; Squamata; Anguidae
Product: ferritin heavy chain B-like
Exons: 4
Coding region: 4-534 (176 amino acids)
Biological process (GO): intracellular iron ion homeostasis; iron ion transport
Cellular component (GO): cytoplasm
Molecular function (GO): ferric iron binding; ferrous iron binding
Source: RefSeq, a predicted model, not a curated record